This is a messenger RNA of Drosophila albomicans, 1969 nucleotides long. RefSeq lists its product as uncharacterized. The coding region runs from base 353 to 1804 and encodes 483 amino acids. The transcript has 3 exons. Gene Ontology annotation, cellular component: membrane. Lineage: Eukaryota; Metazoa; Arthropoda; Insecta; Diptera; Drosophilidae. The record is from RefSeq and is a predicted model, not a curated record. Gene Ontology annotation, biological process: transmembrane transport. Gene Ontology annotation, molecular function: transmembrane transporter activity.
CAGGCAACCGGUCGGUCAGGCGAACAGCAACUGUCCAGUUCUCUCGCCAAUCUCUCUCCGCACGGGCAACAGAAUAUAUCGCGCGAGAUCGAAAACUCCCUAAAUUAAAAUUGAGGCCGCCGCAGUAUGUGAACAUGACAGAUACAGAUACGCAAGCAAUAACAAGUGACAAGUUCUGCAAUUUCUAAGUAAUAAGAAAGCAAAAAAACAAACAAAAAUAACAUACAUAUUGUAGUGGCUACGUCGUUGUGAUUGGAAUUCCGAUUGUGAUUGCGGCAAGCAACAAAUGAAAUAAACAAAUCGAUUGUGCUCAUUCAAAAGGAAAUUGCAGUUUAAGCGUAAUUAGUGCAAAAUGCCAUUGUUACCCACCAUCGAGGAGGAGGCCAAGCUCUCUUGGGUGCGUCUCAUGUGGCGCUAUCGCCUGCAGUUUCAGUCGAUGACCGCCGCCUCGCUUGUCUUUGUGGGCAGCGGCAUGCGCUUGGCCUGGUCCAUUUUCGAUACACCCGCUGGCAAGUUUCACAACAACGACAGCACUCACAAUCUGAUGAUGAGCUGGUUCAUUGGCGCCGCCUUUGGAGCUCUCCUCGCCGCCGCCUUCGUCCAGCGCGUCACCAAAAACGUGGCCUAUACAUCCAGCGGCUUUCUGCUGCUCGUCGCUGGCAUUUUGAACCUGGCGUUUCCGCGGAACUUCUGCGCCGCUUGCUACAGUAGCGUGAGCGUGGGCGCCGCCUAUGGCUUGACCCAGGUGCAGGCGCUGGUCACUGGCUCGGAGGUGGCUCACAAGUCGAUACGCGGCAUGCUGCUCAGUUGCGAGCGCAUCUUUCUCUGGCUGGGAGUGUCGAUACAAAUAUUCUACACACGCCUCUGGUAUGCCUUGGAGCCCAUCGAACGGGGUCACACAAUGCACAUCGAUCAGCUGCAUGGCAUUUUGCUGGCAGCCUUGGGUCUGGCGGCUGUUGUCAUGAGCCUGGCCCAUCGACUGGAAUCACCGCUGUUGCUCCUACGCCAGGAGCGAGACAUGGCGCUGGGCGAUACGCUGAAGCAGCUGCAUGGCCAGUCGCAGUCGGGCACAGAGUUGCUGCGACUGCGGGAGGAUUGCCGCCAGCUGCACAAUGCACGCGACUGGGAGCAGUUUGCAGAGACGCCAGAGGACUCGCCGCGCUGGCAUCGCUGGGGGAGACGGACGCUGCCGUUGCUCAAGGUGCUGUUCCUGCGCUGCUUUGCGGCUUUGGCGCUGUCGUUGCCCUACAAUCGCGCCUUUCUCGCGGUCAGCUGGCAUGGGCUGGAGUGCGACAUGAAUUGUCUCUACUGGCUGGCAUUCUGUGGUCUGCUGGGCAGCUUGGGCGGUGCUCUGCUGGUGGACUGGCAGGGAAGGCGUAAGUUGUGCUCGUUGUCGCUGUUUGUGGCGGGCAUUCUCAUUGUCAUGGUUGGCGGCGUGUUUGAGCACUUGGAGACCGCAAGGAAGACCUACUACGACAUCAAUCUGCAGGCCAUUGCCCUGCUGAUGCUGCUCUUCGAGAUAAUUGUCGCCGGCGGUGUCGCGGUGCCCGCUCUCGUCUACACUGGGGAGGCAUUCAGCGUGGCCCACAAGGCGCGGUGUCUGGCCGGCGUCCUCAUCUGCGAGCAGGCCUUGCAUCUGGGUCUCAUGGUGGCUGCAUUCGAGCACAAUUUGAGGGAUUCGGUGUUCUUCUUUACCUUUGGUGGCCUGAGCUUUGUCUUCGGAUUGCUCGUGUUCACGCUGAUGCCAGAGACGCGGCAGCUGACGCUCUACGAGUGUCUGCUGAAGUUUAAGAAAGUACCUUAGACUUGUUCCUUCUCCUCAUCCUCAUCCUCAUGACAGGUAUCUAUCACAUAUUGUUAGCUAAUCCUAUCCCUAUGCUAAGUUGUAUGCAUUUAUCUCUAGUAGCAAUUUAUUGUGACUAUCCAUUUCAAAACUAUUGUGCAUGAAUAGAACUAUUUCUUAUAUUGA